AUGUCAGAUGCGAAGACAUCCAAAAUACCUUUGGAUACUGGAUAUUUCAAAAACCAAACAACGGAUGAUGAGCUUUUAGACGACAAUGAAAUUUAUCGAAAAGCUAUUGGCUCACUUCUUUACUUAUCAGAAAAUACUAGGCCGGACAUAGCAGCAGCUGUUUCAAUUCUUAGCAGAAAAGGAUCCUGUCCUACUCAGCGUGAUUGGAACGAAGUUAAACGCAUUUUAAGGUACUUGAAAGGAACUCAACAGCUACAGCUUUGUGUUGGAUGCAAUCAAAAUUCAAUACUUGUUGGAUAUGCCGAUGCAGAUUGGGCUUCAGACGUUAAGGGACAAAAAUUCACAAGCGUAUAUUUAUUUAAAUUCGGAGAAGCUACAAUUAGUUAUGCAAGUAAAAAGCAAGGAUUGAUUGCACUUUCAUCAACUGAUGCAGAGCUUGUCGCUUUAGCAGAAGCAACUUAA
This is a messenger RNA of Eupeodes corollae, 462 nucleotides long. RefSeq lists its product as uncharacterized. Bases 1 to 462 code for a protein of 153 amino acids. NCBI's taxonomy places the organism in Eukaryota, Metazoa, Arthropoda, Insecta, Diptera, Syrphidae. The record is from RefSeq and is a predicted model, not a curated record. The transcript has a single exon.